AUGGCGAUAGAGAAGGUUGUGAUACUAGGCAACUGGGAGCUUUGCCUUACCAUAAUCGCCGCCCUCUUACCAUCCAAAGCACAGUCUACAGUGCCCCAAUAUCACAUCACCGUGCUCACCUACCCCUCACAAACACUCAGCCUGCCGUCUCAUGUCUCUGCUUCCGAUGUGGUUCACAAAAAAUCAGACUUCUCAACUGCUUCUUUGCUAGGUGCUUUUUCAGGACAAGACAUCAUCAUCAGUACCAUGUCCGGUGGAGACUCAGACUUGCAAAUCCGUAUUGUCGACGCCGCAGUGGCUGCCGGUGUCAAACGGUUCAUACCUGAUGAGUUUGGUCAUGAUACGCUAAACAGGAGCAUACAAACCCGUAUACCAAAGUAUGCCGGACGAGCCACGGUUAUCGACUACCUUCAGCACAUGUCGAAAUCUUUUGAAUGGACUGCCAUCGCUACAGGGUACACGCUGGAUACCAACCUUGUCAGUGGCAACAUGGGCCUCGACAUGGAGUGGUACAGCGCUACUAUCCACGGUAUUGGCACAGAGCAGUUCGCGGCGUCCAGCCUGGAGAAGGUGGGAAGCGUCGUAGCCUGCACAAUCAAUCAUUGGGACGAGGUCAAGAACCAGUACAUCUACGCUGCCGGUGUUAUCACAUCCACUAACGAAGUCUUGAGAUCUGCCGAGAAGGCUACCGGCCGUACUUUUACCGUCGGCCAUUACAAUGUAGAAGAGUCCAUCUUGGAAGGGCAGCAAAGAAUCGAAAGAGGCUACCCCGACUCCGGCAUGUUCCUUCUCGAACGAAGCAUCCUGUACGACGAGCAAGUGAAUGCCUCAAUGCCAUUCAAAACCCAAAGCAUGAAUGAGAAACUUGGCCUUUCACCAGAAUCCGUCGAAGCCAUUGUCGAAAAGGCGUACCAUGACAUGAAGCACCGUGGCAAGUCCGGCUGCGCAUGUUCAACAUGA
This is a messenger RNA of Pyrenophora tritici-repentis Pt-1C-BFP, 960 nucleotides long. RefSeq names its product NmrA domain containing protein. The record is from RefSeq and is a predicted model, not a curated record. Lineage: Eukaryota; Fungi; Ascomycota; Dothideomycetes; Pleosporales; Pleosporaceae.